Ostertagia ostertagi is the source of this 837-nucleotide messenger RNA. The record is from the annotation of a GenBank genome assembly. NCBI's taxonomy places the organism in Eukaryota, Metazoa, Nematoda, Chromadorea, Rhabditida, Trichostrongylidae.
AUGCAUUUUGGGACUCCCAUUCUGCUCACGGACUACAUGAAUGCGCUUCACGAAGCUCUCUCGUCUCGCAAAGUCAUGCCUCAGCUGAGCCGCAUUCCUCAUGUUGUGUCAUACAGGGAGCUUGUGCCGUGGCACACAGGACAUAAAGAAAAGCCGGACGACAGGAGCCUAAUACGAGCCAUAGAGGCACAGUCUAUAAUUUCUAUCUCUUUGGUUUCCGUGGUCUCCUCUUUGCUCUUGUGCAAAUUCCGUCAGGGCGUUUCCAUAAACGUGUUGUCAGCUGAUUGUCAAUGGUUAUGUGAUCAAAUAAUUGCUGAUGGUACGGAUGUGGUAGGGUGGCACAAAGGAGAAACAUGUGGUCGAGAUGCAGUUGAGUAUGCUCUGCCAUACAUAUGCGACUCUAUUGAUCGCCACAUUGACACUGAUUGUGAUGAAGACUGCAUUUACCCUAUUGUAACACAUCGUCAGCUAGUGAAUUUGGCAUAUAACAAAAAUGCGCUCGUUCCUUUGUUUGCUCUGCGAUCUGCCAUAGGAUUGAGCAUGAUCUCACGGAGUGCAGGUCAGCACCUUUUUGAGGAUGUUGUCGAAGAUGUAGCACUUAUAUGUGACUGGAUGCAGUUUGAAGUAAUCUUCUGCAAGCCAUGUGAGGAUCUUAAAGCAGUGAUAGCAGUCGCUCUCGGAAGGAGUGGUGUGAGCCAUGUGCAGCAUGGAGAGCUGAGUAUGCAUGGUGAUGAGGAAGAUUUAUAUGUUGGUGGCGAUGCACCUCAACUUCAGGUUCUUGACUUUUUCGCGCUUUUAAAUUGCAAAACAUUUAAUUCAAGGCAUUCGUCGGCGUUU